GCUCCUAGAGAUCAUCUCCAGCAGUCCACAUCAGCACAUCAUGGCAAAGGUCGGUGUUCCUCGGGAGAUUGCAGCUGUCGCUGCCCCGAACGGCGGUGUCCGCCUGUUCGGCAAGUGGGAUGCGCAGGAAGUCGAGGUCAAGGACAUUUCGCUACAGGACUACAUCAGCCUGAGGAAUGCAGUCUACGUCCCCCACACUGCAGGGCGAUACGCGACCAAGGCUUUCAAGAAGGCAAGCAUGCCCAUCGUUGAGCGACUUGUUGACUCGCUCAUGAUGAACGGCCGUAACAACGGCAAGAAGCUCAUGGCCGUCCGUAUUGUCGCGCACGCUUUCGAGAUCAUUCACCUCCUCACCGACGCCAACCCAAUCCAGAUCCUCGUUGACGCCAUCAUCAACACCGGUCCCCGUGAGGACUCGACCCGUAUCGGUUCGGCAGGUACCGUUCGCCGUCAGGCCGUCGACGUGUCCCCUCUCCGAAGGGUGAACCAGGCCAUUGCUCUCAUCACCAUUGGCACGCGUGAGAGCGCUUUCAGGAACGUCAAGAGCAUUGCAGAGUGCCUCGCCGACGAGCUCAUCAACGCCGCCAAGGGUAGCUCCAACUCCUACGCCAUCAAGAAAAAGGACGAAUUGGAGCGGGUGGCGAAGAGCAACAGGUAGAGCGAACAUCCCCAAAAUUCGGUCACUUUUACAUGUACUUUUCACGCUUCCAUUGCAUGCUUCCACGACUUUCU
Molecule: messenger RNA, 732 nt
Organism: Tilletiaria anomala UBC 951
Lineage: Eukaryota; Fungi; Basidiomycota; Exobasidiomycetes; Georgefischeriales; Tilletiariaceae
Product: putative 40S ribosomal protein S5
Exons: 4
Coding region: 41-658 (205 amino acids)
Biological process (GO): ribosomal small subunit assembly; translation
Cellular component (GO): ribosome; cytosolic small ribosomal subunit
Molecular function (GO): structural constituent of ribosome; mRNA binding; rRNA binding
Source: RefSeq, a predicted model, not a curated record